AUGUCCACUGACCGCCAAUGCGAAUCCUGCGAGGAAGUCACUGUUACCCAUUACUGCGUCAGCUGCGACUCGCAUUACUGUGAUCCUUGCUGGAAAAGGCAAGGUCCUCAUCGACCAGGCAAAGUUGGUCAAGACGGCUUGCCCCACGAAAAGACCGACCUCAAUGUUGUUGAAGCACUACGCGAUAUUUUAUCUCCACCGUCAUCGGUCGCCGAGCAAGAUGAGCUGCACAGGGAAGAUUUGGACACUACAUGGUUUGGCGUUGUUCAUGAGGACAAUGUGCCAGUUUUCCAAAACUACGAUCGUUACGCUUCCGUCAUGGCGGAUAGUCUUUGUUCAGACACCGACGUGAGAUAUCCGCAAUUGGUAUCCUUCAUCGGUCAAACGGGAGCGGGAAAGAGCACGCUUGUGAAGAUGCUUAUCAACCAUCAAGGACCUGGGAUCACUGAUAGUAGUUCCAAAUUUCCUUCGCCUGUUGUGGGCUCUGCGAUCAACAGCACGCCAACCUCAGCAGAUGUUCACUUAUACGCCGACCCUGGAACUUACUACCAACAGCGUCCGUUGCUUUAUGCAGACUGCGAAGGUCUCGAAGGGGGGGAAAGAGACCCGCUUGCAGAAAAACACAAGGCAGCGGACGAUCGUCCUGCAUUACGUGCGAGGCAAAAGUCCAAGCCGGUCAAGAAGUUGCAAAAAGCUGCCCGUUGUUCUCGGAUCGAAUGGGCAACGACGCCUGAGAAGCGAAAGAGGCAGUUUGCAGUAACUCAACUCUAUCCACGUGUGUUGUACACAUUCUCGGACGUUAUAGUCUUUGUCCUUCGCAACUCGAAAACAUUCGAGGCCGUGCUUGAGAAACUGCUGAAUUGGGCUUCAGCUUCUAUCGAGAAAUCCUUGAACCAACCGCUGCUACCACAUGCCAUCAUCGCAUUAAAUGCUACAGAGAAUUCGAUUGAUCCUAGUCAGUGGACAGUCAAGGAGGCUACUCAGAGGCUGCUCUCGGAUAUCGAUGAUUCAAUCGCCUUGGUACCGCAGUUUGCUAAUUAUGCCGAGUAUUGGCGUAAUCGGGGCAAGAAGAUCAAAUCUAUGAAGGACCUCAUAGAGUGCUUUUAUUCUUCAGUAACAGUUGUGAGGAUACCUACCAAGGGCCGGUAUAUGCUGAUCAACGAACAAGUUGAAAAACUGCAUCAGGAAAUCGUAUCUGCCUGCAACAAUGCUUACAUCGCUAGGCAAAAGGCACGAAUGCUAUGCGAUGCGGACGGUCUGCAGAUCUACCUUCAAUCCGCAUUCGAUCAUUUCUCCCGUGAUCUUGAUACGCCAUUCAAUUUCAUAGAGGUCUCUCUGAAGAAUAACCCUAUACCGCUCGAUUUCAGAGGCAACAUUCUGAAGUUGGCCUUGGCUAUCCGAGAUUGGUCACAGGACUCGAUUCGCAGUGGUCCUCGGAUCUUCAAGAUUCUUGGACCAAUGGUCGCUUCGUGUAUUAUGCUCGAUUUUGCCCGCCAGAAAUACCAAGGUACUGCUACGGAACUGUUUGACAAGCAUUAUCUUCACCACUGCUUUCAGGCUCUCGAGGAUUUCUGCGCUUUCCACUGGUGUUGUCACUUCGCAAACAGGAGCGGCAAAUGCGUCAAUACUCGGGCUGGUCAUGCUAAAGGCCAUCAGAAUGAAAGAGGCAAAAGCAUUGCGGGAGGAGAGUUUGAGUCGAGCUUCUCCGCGGACUCAUACUGUGAGAUUUGGAAAAUGGAGCUGCAGGACAAUGUUCGAGAGAUCGAAAAGACUCUUCAAAGAGAGAUUUUUGGCAAUCCAAGCUUCGGUGAGGAAGCUGCGGCUCACAAGCUGCACCUUCACCGCUUGAAUGACUUUUACGGAAAGUUUGGCUCCGCUUACAAAGUUGUCAGUCAUUCGACUUGUUUCUGCUGUUUGAGAGAGCUCCCCGAGCAUGCGCUCCCUUGUGGGCAUGUCUUGUGUACACCAUGCAUAAAUUCCUACGGCAUUGCCGUGGACAAAUACUGCAUAUCCAUGUGGCGAUGUCCACUACACACCGACGACACAGUGUGGAAGGAACCAUACCUGGUCAGACUCAAACCUCCUCACGCCGGAGUACGCAUUUUGACCCUGGAUGGUGGUGGUUUCCGCGGUAUCGUGGAGCUUGAGGUUCUCAAAGCCGUUGAACGCACUCUAGGGGGCAAAAUCCCUAUCCAGGCUUUCUUCGAUCUUAUCGUUGGCACAAGCACGGGCGGCAUCAUCGCUCUCGGAUUGGGCGUGCAAGGUUGGUCAGUUGAUUCGUGCAUUGACAAGUUCAAGUCGCUUUGCGGUAGGGCGUUCUCACCGCGAGACUUCCGCGGGAUCCCCGGCUUUCGAAAGCUAGCCUUCGUGCAUCAUCAUGCCAUGUAUAAGACACGGCCUUUCGUAGGAGCACUUUGCGAGGCUUUUGGCGAAGCCCGUUUGUUUGGCGGACUGCAAGACUCGAACAGCUAUCAAACAAAGGUGGCGGUCACAAGUGCAACGGGCACGGGACAACAGGCCGUAGUCAUCAGUAACUACAAUCGGCCUAGGAACUCUGAUGAUCAACAAGGCUACAGGUACGAGCGGCCUGAUAAGCCGGAUCUUGAGCUCAAAGUCUGGGAAGCAGCUCGGGCUACAUCUGCUGCCCCAAAAUAUUUCAAACCGUUCCUCUGUGAGCGCACCGGCAAUCUGUACUGGGAUGGUGCGCUCUAUCACAACAACCCAGUGAACGUUGCAAAUCACGAACGAAAACUUCUGUGGCCAGACACGGCCAAUUCGCACCCGGACAUUGUCCUAUCGAUCGGGUCUGGUAGCAAGCACUAUCUCAAUACUACAGAAGAGUCAAGAGAUCGACUCAGGAAAUCGCCAUCACCCAGCUCUACGUACCCUCCACAUGAUGUUGAGAGUAAUAGAGUACUAGUAGAUUGGGCGAGGAAACCCAAAUGGACCCACUUGUGGACGGUGCUAGUCAAUCGGGUGAGGGAUGUUCUGGACUCCGACCGGAUAUGGGAGAGCUUUCUGUUGGACGUAGCGGAACCGCAAUCUUUGCAGCGAGAACGCUACAUCCGGCUCAACAUUGAUUUAGGGUUUGACCCUCCCGCUUUAGAUGCGGUCGAUCAAUUGGACAACGUCCAGACCGCUGCACGGGACCAGUUGUAUGGAGCGGCGCCUUACAAAUCGCAGAUUCAACAAAUAGCGGCUCGGCUUGUGGCAAGCUGCUUCUUUUUCGACAAGACCGCUGGCUCGUUGUCGGAGACUGACUCGGGGUUCCAAGUCUCUGGUGCAAUUUAUUGCAGGUUUGGUGGGGAGUCUGCAAGUAUGCGAGCACUCGGAGACUACCUAAGGCUGCAGCAAACUCCCGACUUUCAGCCUUACUUCUCGAUCGAGGAGAGAUAUAGAGAAGCUCACGCUCAGCGUGUCAUUAUCAGGGAGAGCGUCAUCUAUGACAUGAUAUCCCGGGCCAGGUUUAACAUGGAACCGGUUACGGUACAUACGUCGAAGCAAGCCGCGCGGAUUACGAUCUCUCUGUAUCUGAAGCCUGAACAAGGCUUCGCAAUCAGUGGAUUUCCACGUUCGCUCAUUGUCGAGGAGUCGCUCAAAUUAACGCACCAAAAGUCACCGCCUGUCACUCCGCGGCCCAUAUUUAAGUCCGAAUACCAUCAACAUUCAGCGACGUCCAGUAAAUCGUCACGCAGCUUAUCCGCUCCCAUAGUCAACCGUGACGUCUACCACAGGUCAAAUUCUUAUCCCUUCUACGACGAAGCAAAGGAAGACGAGAACAUGAAUGGUGCACGUGUUCGAUCGGUUACUGAGACAUACGUUCCAACGCUGCACGCUCAAGCAUCUUCAAUCCUCGAGAAUGAGAGCAGCGACGAAUGGGAUCCUGCUGAUGGAAGUUCAACUUCUACCCGGAUAGAGCUGCUCCCUAGCCAGAAUGCUGACGGGUCACUCCUUGACGUACAACUCAGUCUGGCUGACGCGGAUAUUGGAAGGGCAUUGGAAGAAAGGUUCAAGAAACGAGAUAGCGACGAUUGGUAA
Messenger RNA from Coniosporium apollinis CBS 100218, 4038 nucleotides. RefSeq lists its product as uncharacterized. Gene Ontology annotation, biological process: arachidonate metabolic process. The coding region runs from base 1 to 4038 and encodes 1345 amino acids. Lineage: Eukaryota; Fungi; Ascomycota; Dothideomycetes. The transcript has 8 exons. The record is from RefSeq and is a predicted model, not a curated record. Gene Ontology annotation, cellular component: membrane.